Messenger RNA from Vitrella brassicaformis, 4496 nucleotides. Lineage: Eukaryota; Vitrellaceae. The record is from the annotation of a GenBank genome assembly.
GGAUCCAGAAGCAGACGGACAGGCACACCAGAUGCACCAGCAGAUCUGAUCCGAUUCGAUUCGUUCGUUUGGCAAGGAAGGAAGAUGAGCACCGCCGCCCUGGCGCUGCACCCGUCGGUCGUCCAGCGCAUCGACGCCGGACUCGACGCCUUCCUCGCGGCCGCAGACGCCUCACUCAAGCCCUCGCGCAUCGUCUGCAGGUGAGCGGGGCACAGAUGCACAUCGAUAUCUUGGAGUAUAUCCCGGUGUAUCUUUGCCAUUGGGUGCGUGUGUGUGGUGUCUGUGUGUCAGGCGGCUUUGUGUGAGUGAGAGGGGCUAUCACCGGCAGAAUUUUGAGAGGCAGCGGAGCACAUCGCUGGCCAGCAGCGACAUCGCAGAGACCCCUGCCGGCAGAUGGUGAGUGAACGCAGGCACCCGGCAGAGGUUUGUGUGUGCACACACAUGAUGAUCCUCGUCUCUCUCCCUCCCUCUGUGUUGUGUGUGUGUGUCAGCAAUGCAUCGUCCAGCGGGUCUGCGGCCGACAUGUCCUGUUCGACACGCCAGUCGACCGUCGACAGCAGCGACGAUACACCCAGACAGCACCAGCAACACCAGGAGCAGCAACAGCAGCAACAAGAGGAGCCUGUUGAUCACCAGCAGCAGCAUCAGCAGCAGGGAGAAGACGAGCAGCACCAAGAGGGGCAGGAAGGUAGCCACACGUUGGUGCUGAUGUGAGUCGAUGUGAGAAUGUGUGUUGUGUGCGUGUGGGCAGGUGUGACGUACGGUGAUUUCCAGUUCCUGCUGGAUCGUGAGCACGAGGGAUUCACCGCACCCGGAUGGGAGAAGGUGAGCGGGGGAGGGGAAGACACACAUAGCAAACGUGUCAGUGGGCGGUACGCGUGUGUGUGUGUGUGUGUCACCAUGCGCCAGGUGUUGGAGCGUGACGGCGUUUCGGUGGGCAGAUGCAAGCCGGAGGAGAGCGGCCUUCUACAGGUGCGGACAGACAGACAGACAGACAGAGAGGGAGAGCGAGUGUCUCUGUUGUGUAUGUGUGCGUCUUUGUGUGGUUAGGUCAAGGCGUACGCCACUUUGGCAUCGAUCGACAUCGACACGGCCUUCACACACAUAUACGACAUCAACACACGGGCCAUCUGGGACCCUGUCCUCACCGUACGUCGCGAACACCCAUACACACACACCAUGCCCACGUGGACUUGUCUGCCUGUGCCUGUGUGUCUCUUCCGUUGGUAAGGAGUGGCGUCUGAUAUCGACCAUUGACUGUCCCACCCGGCACAAGGCGUCCAUGACGCCCACGGAGGUCAUCUACUCCGUCAUGCACGGCCCAUUAGGUGCCUUCCCACUCACAACCACACAGACAGACAGACAGACAGACGUGAUUGUGGUAUGUUAUCAUGUUGGGUGUGUGUGUUGGGUGUGUUGGGUGUGUGCAGGAUUGGCGUCUCGCGAUUUUCUUCAGUACCGUCGGUCGAUGACCAACCUCACUAACAAGGGCCGGGUGCGUUUGUCAGGGAAGCAGCCACCGGGCACUGAGCUACUGAGGCAGCAGACACACUGUUGUGCGGGUCGUGUGUGUGUGUCAGGUGUCGGUGAUCUGCAUGAGAUCUGCGCCUAGCGACGAGUACAUGACCGAGCGGAAGGGAUACGUCAGAGCCGACAGCGUCAUCUCAGGCACGCAGGCAGCCCUCCCCUCCUUUCCCCUCCCCUCCUCCUAAUUAUCACUCCCACACACGGACAAAACAGAUGAAGAAUGUGGGUUCACUCAUCGAUGUGUGCGUGCGUGUGUGUGUGUGUUGUGGUUCAUUCCCUCACUCGGUCAUCCAGGUUACGUGUUGCGUCAGUCGAGUCACGAUCCGGCCAACUCGACGGACCUCUUCAUAUUCAGCCACAACGACCCGCGAGGACUCAUUCCUAAGUGGAUCGUCAACGCCGGUCGGUAGAUGACCCCUUCUCGUGUGUGCAUGCAUUGGUGUGUCCCUCGGCUGUUUGUCUCUUGGUCAGUUGCUGCCCGCGCGCCGGUGCAUUGGGUGCAGUCGUUCAAGACGGCGUGCUACGACUACCUGCUCAACUCGACACAGGAGGAGGUCAGAACACUCACACACACACACACACACAGAGAGAGAGAGAGAGAGGAAGACAACGAGGUCGGAUCUCUGUGUGCUGUGGUGUGCAGGGUACGCAAGAAGGAGGAGAUAGCGGGCAGGAAGAGGAGCCAACCACAGAGACAGAGACCGACACCGCCCCACCAGCGCAGAAAAGAGUCGUCUCAGCACCUGGUAUUUCCAAAUGUCUCACCUAAACCCGAGCCCCUCCUCCAUUGAUUACACGUUUCCCUUUUCCUCAACCUGCAGAGAUCUCAGUCCCCACCACGCUGUCGCCCCCCGCAGCCCCCCUCCGCCCCCAUGAGCAGCGCGAGUGCGGCCACAAGGCACCACCCUCCCCAGCAGCAUCAUCGUCCCAUGAGGACAGCCAGCCGUUCGGGCGGUCGUCGCCCACUCCCACAGACGGGGGCAGCUUCCUCGGGCCUGAGUGGUGAGCGAGAAGCGAUGGACAAGAAAGAAGAGAUCUAUGUGGAUGGAUGGCGUUUAUGUGAGUGAAUGCAUUGGUUGUGUGUGUGUCUGGCAUCAUCAAACUUCAUUUCGUCAGGGUGGUUGUGCGUCGUUCCCCGGCCCCCCCGGCUCAGCCCGACAGCUCCCCCACGCCAUCGCUAUCACGAUGGACCAAGAGCCCCAACGGCAUCAGGUCGAGAGCCACAUCAGGUGAGUCCAUGAGUGAGGUGCACUGACUGCACUCACCCGUCCACGCACACGCGCAUCCCUCCCUCUCUCUCCUUCCAUCUCUCUCUCUCUCUCUGUAUGUAUCCAUCAGGGUUGCGUCUGUUGUCGCGCGCGAUGCCGUCCACUCGGCUGCUGCGGUUCGAGCGCGAGUACGAGAGAGUGCGGUGCUCUGUCGGAUGGGGCGUCGGCAGGGUCCUCUGGAGGAAAUGGCGCAGGUCAGUGCCUGCUGCCCCUCCGAAGCACACAUAAAUGGAUGGAUGGAUGUGUGUGUGUUCAGGUGGCGUGGCAAGGACGACGCGAGUGGCGGCUGUAGUGUGGGUGGCAGUGUGGAGAUGGAGAAGCUGCCGCUGCCCCGAGUGGACACGACGGAUUUGCUGCUGGAGGACACCCCCACCAUCAGACACAUGAGGAGCAUGUAGCCACGUGGCUCUGCUCUGAAUUAGAGCGGCUGUAGUGUGUAGCGACUGUACGUACUCAGUACUUAGUGCACGGUACAUGAAGCGAUUCGAUGGAUGGAUGUGUUGUUCCGAAGCUCAGGGGCAGCCGGAACAUCGGUGUUUUCUUGUCUCAUUUGCGAGCGAUGUUUGGCCGGUUCUUCUGCCGCUGCCUUUCCUUCGUUUCACCUCCGCGUGGAAGCGAUUUCGGUGGGUGCGCAGACAGCAUGUAUCGACAUACCUUCCACGACGAUGAGUGACGGGGGCAGACUGCAGCAGAAGAGACAGGCCGACAGACAGACAGGGACUACUUAGCGUCACGUCGCACAGACAGACAGACAGACAGAGAGACACUGAAUCCGUCUGGGUUCUUCGGGCCUUCUGGUCUGCUGUGUCACGCCACGUCCAUGUACGCGUGUGGAGAAGGCCUGAAACAGCCCUUUUCCACGUGGGUGCGCGGAUGGGGGGCGACACGACAGACAGACCAGUUAAAGCCAACCGCAGAACGGACGGGAGCAAGAUAUAGCCAGGAUGGUCGAUCGACCUUAGGUAGAGAGGUAUGUUCUCGGUGUAUGUGCUCAUGUACUCUAUGCGUGUGGGGUGUUGCAACCCACCACAAGUACUGCUCGCCUAGAUACGGGUGGCGAGCGUCAGUGGGAAGUUUUUUCAAUCUCUCAGAGAGGCAGCUGAUCUGGAUGUGUCCACUGACUUACGGUUGGGAGCGAUCGCACGGUGAACGACAAGCGAUCGCUCUUUGCUGCCUAUCUUUUUUCUGCCAGCCGCACCGCACCGCCACCCUGUUUUCACACACACGCGCACACACACAUGCGUAAACACACGCAAAUAUGGGGUCGGUCUGUCUAUUUCUCUGAUUUGCCCAUGAGCCGCACACACAAAUGCCAUGUGCUUGUCCGUGUGGUUGGCUGCGUCUGCACUCGGUGCGUGCAGUUUUGCCUCAGCUAGCCAAGGUGUCUUUCUGCAUGUGGCAUCGUCUGUGUUUGUGGCGGGCGGUGCGUCAUCGGCUCCAUCUCCCUCACCCUACAUCUAUCUGUGUAUGUUCUGUACAGAUGCAUUGCGAUGCAGACCCAUCCUCUCACUCUCACUGAAUGACUCCCUCACUUACUUGCACACUGGUCCGGUCACGCUUUCUGUGUCACUCGUGCAUGUGUGUAUUAUGCACCCUUGUGUGUCGUGCCUGUCGUGUCAUAGUGAGUGGGGAAGGAGUGCAUACGUGCAUCUGGGGGGGUGGUCCUUCGUGUGACAACGACACUGGCGGCUGGCCAUGGGG